AUUGUCCUGUUUGAUCCUUAUUACCUCUUUCUUGCCGCCUGUGUUUUCCUCUGCUUCUCUUCGUUCAGACUACGGCUUGUUUGCGCUCUCAUUUUUACAGCAGGCGCAUCGUGCCAACUGCUGGCUCUUACCUUGUCGCCAUCAUACAAAUAGCACGUCAGUGUCGAUUCCCUAGAUAGGACCACGUCGACAACCCCAGCCCACCCGCCGUUCACAUACCACACCUACCCACCAUGGCGACACCAGCAGCCACCAAGCGCCUUACCAGAGAGUAUGCCACCAUUUCAAAAUCCCCACCGCCCUACAUUACCGCACAUCCCUCGGACCGAAACAUCCUCGAGUGGCACUACAUUAUCACCGGCCCGCCAGACACGCCGUACGAGGGCGGCCAGUACUGGGGCACCCUCAACUUCCCACCAGACUAUCCCUUCGCCCCGCCUGCCAUUCGCAUGCACACACCCUCUGGCCGCUUUCAGCCCAGCAGCCGGUUGUGCCUGAGUAUAUCCGACUUUCACCCCAAGAGCUUCAAUCCCGCCUGGGAAGUCAGCACCAUUCUCACUGGCCUGCUGAGUUUCAUGACGAGCGAGGAGAUGACGACGGGUAGUGUCCGCGCAUCCGACGCAGAGCGUAAACUCUUUGCACAGCGCACGAGGUGGUGGAACAGUACAGGUGGUGGCACAAAGGCGAUCGGCUCGGGCAACGCGGCCGGCGGUCAAAACGGCAACAUCAGGGCAGGCGACGGCGGUGCCAAGUUUCGGCACGAGUGGCCUGACAUAGACGAAGAGAACCUUAGGUGGAUGAAGGAAAAGCGCAUUGAUCCUGCCACGGGUUUACCCCGGCCCGCUCCUUCACCCGCACAGCACCCACCUUGCUCGCCGGACGUCUCGGGCCUGCGACGGCGACCCGGUACCAGCGCAACGGUCGUCCAGGACGCUGCACAGAUAGCACGGGACGCCGGUCAGAGUUGGUUGAGCCGCAACAAAUGGAGGAUCAUCCUUGGCACAAUGAUGCUCUACAUUCUGGUGGCGAGGGUCCUAGGUGAUGGCGCAAUCGCCUCUCCUGCUUAAAACAUCCCUCUCUUUCAAUACACCAACCUGGUAGCGCAAGCGAAACCCAGGGACAUAUAUCUAGCGCAACAGAUUCAGCCAGAAAGGUCACGAUACAUUUUGUAGAUGGAGGUAUUAUCUAUUUGGCGUUGGGGGUGUUGGUCAUACCCAAGCGACAAGUUUUGUCGGCAGCAGGAGAGCGACACCACGGCUCCCAAGGGUUUCUUCUUCUUAUUCUUCCUUCAUCUUCUCUCCCCCGAUCAUCAUUUUAUGCUCUCACCUUUUUUUUUAAAUCUAAUAAACAUGCCGUAGAGUAGUCACACCAAUCAUGAUAUUAUUCAGA
This is a messenger RNA of Bipolaris maydis ATCC 48331, 1389 nucleotides long. Its product is annotated as ubiquitin-conjugating enzyme/RWD-like protein. NCBI's taxonomy places the organism in Eukaryota, Fungi, Ascomycota, Dothideomycetes, Pleosporales, Pleosporaceae. The record is from RefSeq and is a predicted model, not a curated record.